Molecule: messenger RNA, 1689 nt
Organism: Corticium candelabrum
Lineage: Eukaryota; Metazoa; Porifera; Homoscleromorpha; Homosclerophorida; Plakinidae
Product: zinc finger protein 862-like
Exons: 1
Coding region: 1-1689 (562 amino acids)
Source: RefSeq, a predicted model, not a curated record
AUGGAUCUAGCCUCAACAGCAGAUAGUGGACCUCCUGUAAAGAAGGUGAAAUUGCCAUCUGGCAUGCCGGCUAGCUACACAACAUGGGCAAGUACUCGGUCGUGGCUGACCUACCGGCUAGGUGAAGAUGGUUCACUGCCAAAAUUGUUCUGUAAAGUGUGUUGCCAGCGGUACGAUAAAACAAUGUUACCUGGAGGACACAACAGGAGAGCAUGGUCUACUAGAGGCUGUACUCGACUGAAGCUAGACGCAGUAAAGGAGCACGAGGAGUCUUGGCUACACAAGCAAGCUAUUGGUCACAGCAAACAAGCUGCACGUGUAGCUGAAAGUGGUGGCAUUCAAGGAAUGCAGAUACAGCACAUCCGAAACAAAAACAAGCAACAGGAUGCUGCAAUGUUGAAAUGCCUGCAAGCUCUGUACUGGAUAGCAAAGGAAGAUAUUGCUUUGAGGAAAUGGCAUAGUUUGAAAGAGCUACUAGGCCAGGUUGGUGUUGAUCUCUCCGCUAUCAGACUGGGUAAAAAUGCACACUACGACAGUGACCAAAUACUAGGAGAAUUUCUGGAAGCUCUCGCUGAAGUAGUUCAUGAUGAAACAUCGUCUCUUAUUCAGCGAUCUGCAUUUGUGGGAGUCAUGGCAGAUGAGACAACUGAUGUUAGCAAUAUCUGUCAGCUUGACUUACACCUUCGCAUUGUUUGUGAUGGUGUAGUUAGGUCUCGUUUUGGUACUUUCCAACCCGUACCUAACACUACUGCCUACACUUUGACCAAUGCAAUAUGUGAGUGGUGUGAAGACCGUGGAGUCAACCUCCGUCGUCUGCACUUUGGCACAGACGGAGCAAGCAAUUUUACUGGCCGCCACAGUGGCGUUGCCAGCCGAAUGAAAGCAGUCAAUCCACAUCUUGUGCAUGUGCACUGCGUUUGUCACCGUGAGGCCUUAGCAGUAUCUGACGCGUGCAAAGACGUCCCCUACUUAAAUAACGUAUUCCAGCCAACGCUGGGAGGAGUAUUUCGCUUUUUUCAUAACUCGCCAGUGAGAGAAGCAGCUCUGCAUGCUGUACAGGUACUGUUUGACAAAACUGAGACUUACCUUAAAGAACCCAAGUUUGUACGGUGGUUGUCGCAUGAGGCUGCAGUAAAAGCCUUUGUAAACUGUUUCCCAGCAUUGAUAGUAGCUCUUAGCCGCGAAGCCUCUGAAAGAAAAGACGCUGCUGCAAAGGCAUACCUUGCUCAUAUCUCAAAGGUAGAGUUUGUUGCUUCCUUGCUAAUGCUUCAAGAUUUGCUACCUCACCUGACUCGGCUUUCGAAAGUGUUUCAAAAAUCCAGUUUCAACUUUAGCGAUUUGCAGCCAGCACUAGAUGUAGCUAUGGCAUCCGUAGAGCAGCUCCGAAUAAUGCCAGGGUCUAACGAGCAACAACUUGAACAGUUUCUGGAGUCUGCAAAUCUUACGAUCCGAGACUUAGAUCUUAAGAGACGCAGAUGGAGAGAAACAGUUCGAAAUACUUAUUUUGAUAAACUUGAGCAAGGUUUGAGAGACCGAUUUCCUGCAAUGCCGUUGCUUGCAGCAUUAAGCAUAUUUGAUCCUGUAGCAAUUAUUGAAAUGUCAAUGUCAGACGUGUCUCAGUGGCGUAUCUACGGGGUGGCCUGGGGGGGCACGUGCCCCCCCAAAUAUUUGACUUUUAGCUUUCUUUGA